Molecule: messenger RNA, 4578 nt
Organism: Thunnus maccoyii (southern bluefin tuna)
Lineage: Eukaryota; Metazoa; Chordata; Actinopteri; Scombriformes; Scombridae
Gene: tbc1d10c
Product: TBC1 domain family, member 10C
Exons: 10
Coding region: 412-4050 (1212 amino acids)
Source: RefSeq, a predicted model, not a curated record
GUGUGAGUGCAGCCUUGUAUUUUCUAAAUUAGGCUAAAUCAGCAAAAAGAUUGCUCAGACAACAGGAAGCACUUUGAAGGCCAUACUUUUAACAUUUAUUACUAACUCUGAUGUCAUGUUUGAUAAAUCAUGUUUCACUUCCAUGAGAGCUAAAAAAGAGACUAUAUUCCUUAAAUAGUCAAUUUUGCUGAUUCAACAUCUCACAUUGUUUGCCAGAGGGAAGUUGAUUUAAGGCACAUCAUGCAUCUGUAAUACAGAGACAUGGAGGCAGGGAGAGACAUAGAGACAUUGUAAGUGUGUGAGAGAGCAAAUGAGCAAGAGAGAGAGAGGAAGUUUGUCAUUGCUAGAAUCUAUCACACCUCACCUCUUCAGCAAUCGACUGAUCAAACAGGACGGACAUGUACAAGUAAGAUGUUGGGUCCAUCAAAUCCAGUCCAGAAGAACUUCAGUGAAGAGGACAGCUCUGGAUCUGAUGCAGGGUCAGAAGUCGGUCUGGAGACAGACCGGUUCGGUUUCCUUCUGACAAAUGGAUCCACAGCUGGGAGUGUGGGUCCGCCCCCUGAGCUGGUUAGACAGAGGGAGGCCAAGUGGAUCAACAUCAUUGGCCAAUGGGAGCGCAUCUUGUCAAAGAAGACCAGUAAGGUCAAAGUUCAGUGUCAGAAGGGAAUCCCAGCCUCACUCAGAGCUAAGUGCUGGCCUCUGUUGUGUGGAGCUACUGACAGGAUGAAACAGAAUGAAAACCUCUACCAGUUUCUGGAUUCACAACCUGCUCUGCAGAACUGGGUGGAUGUGAUCGAACGAGACCUAGACCGACAGUUCCCUUUUCAUGAGAUGUUCCUCUCCAAGGACGGACAUGGGCAGCGUGGUUUGUUCCGGGUGUUGAAAGCCUACACUCAGUACCAACCGGAGGAGGGUUACUGCCAGGCACAGGGACCAGUGGCUGCAGUGCUGCUGAUGAACAUGCCUGCUGAGGAGGCCUUCUGGUGUCUGGUGCAGAUCAGUGAGCAGUACCUGCCCGGAUACUACAGCCCUCUACUGGAGGGAGUCCUGUUUGAUGCAGCCAUGCUGAACUGGGUUUUGAAAAGAACGUGUCCAGCUGUACACAAACACCUGCAGCACCACGGAGUAGAGCCCCUCAUGUUCGCCACUGACUGGCUGAUGUGUCUGUUCACUCGCCACCUGCCCUUCAACACACUGCUCCGAGUCUGGGAUCUCUUUUUCUGCUAUGGGGUGCGGGUGCUGCUCCAGGUGGCGGUGGUGCUUGUCCGUCGGGUGCUGGGCCGGGCUGACCAGAGGAAGCAGUGCCAGGGCCAGAUGGAGACUCUGGAGAGGCUGAGGGCCGUCAGGGAGCAGGUCCAAGAGGAAGACGACGCCUUCAUAGCAGAGGUGUGCUCGGUGACGCUGUCAGCCAGAGAUCUGGAGAGGCAGACAGAGAAGACGUUACAACAGUGGAGAAAAGACAGACCCUCGUCCACCUUUGACCCCCGAGGUCGCUGCCAGGGAUACCGGAUGGCGUGGGAGAGGGCUCGACACAGCGAGGAGGAGCGCGACAGGAAGGAGAGAGAGAAAGGCAACCUGUCUGCCCCUCUGGCUCGCUCGGCCUCCACCCUCUCGCUGUCUCCUUCGCUCCUUCACAAGAAGUGGAGGAAAGGGGGGAAGGGUAACGAAUGGGCAGGGGGUGGUAAAGUUGUGAGGCAUCUUUCAAUGGGAGCAAAGGAGGACUGGGGAAGCUGGACUGACUUAAAUUUUAAGAAGGUGCAGGGCGUUCAGGAGGAGGACGACGUUGUUUCAGAGGAACAUGAAAAACAGAGCGAGCCGGAACUGACGGGACAAACUGAACAGAAAGAACUGUUCGAGGUCCCCAAAAAGAUGGAGGAAAGCCAAAACAUACCAACACAACAUGUAGAAGAGACAGAAAAAGAGCCUGUUAAACCACAGGAUGAACAAAUGGAAAAGGAGGAAAGCCAACAAAGGACGUUGCUAUCUGAACAGACAGUAACCUCAGCAGAAGAAGACACAACCGUGGAGACAGAAACAACCCAAAGUCCAGCAGAAGCUCAGUUUGUUGAAAAUGUUCCUCAGCCAGCUGAACAAACCUCUGAACAUGUGGAGGAGUUGGACUCUAACAUCCAAUCACAAGUCCCACAUCAGGAAACUGAGGGCAAAGACACAAAGGAAGAGACGGAAGAACAGGUGACAGAAAGUGAACAUACAGCUGCUGUGGAGGAAAAUCAGACCGAGGUACAGAAAGAUGCAGAUAGACACAAAGAGGUGGAGGUGCAGGUGGAACUGAGGACAGAGGUUGAUGUGAAACCCGAGGAGAGGACAGAAACUGAAAAUGUGCAACAGACACAGGUGGACGCAGUCGCAGAAGUAAAAGUAGAGGCUGAGCUACAAACAAAACCAGAGACAACGGUGUUCUCAGAGGAAGACGGUGAUGUCGAAGUUCAUACUGUCACAAACCCAGAUCAAACAUUAGAGACAGAAACGCAACAGCAAGACACAGAGACAGACAAAAGCUCACAGGGUGGUGCAUUUGAAGUUAAAUACCACAGAAGUGAGUCAUUAACAGAAAUAGAUAUGAAAGAAGAGCCCCACACCCAAACGGAGACAGAAAUUGAUGUGGUGGCACAGCCUCAAGAGAAGGAAGACACACAGGACCAAUUUGAGGCUGAUAUAGAGACAAAUUCAGAACAACACGAUACGCUUCCUCCCAGUGAGACGAACACAGAGAAAGAAACAAUUACACCGCCUCCACCUGAAUGCAUCCAUGAUGAAGAAGACACCGACGUGGCAGCAGAUACAGAGACUGAAGCAGAGAUACCAGUUGCAGAUGAGACAGUGACACUGACGAGUGAAGCAUUCGCUCAAAGUUCAGAGAAAGAAAGCGAUACAACAGGAUCUGAACCUGCGCAGGAUAAAGAAGAAAUUAUUUUGACUGUACCAUCAGAGGCACAGGUUGACAAUGACACAAGUAUUUGUGAUCAAACACAAGUAGAAGAAAUGCCAACAGAGACAAACGUGGAGACUUCAGACUCCACAGCACCUGCAGAGGAGGAGGAGACUUCAACACAGCCAGGCCUGAACCUCACCGCUGAGCCUGAUGGGAAGGAGAGUUUAGUCCAAAUAAGUGCUGUUGUGCAGCCUGCACCUGAACAACCAAAGAGCCAAGUCACGAUGGGUCCUGUAGAGGAAGAGAAAAGUACAGAUCUUCAAGAAGAAACAGCAGGAGAGGACUGUGUUUUCAUUUCUUCUCCACCAACAGACGAUCCACAUACCGACAGCAACCCACAGGUCCAAAACAAAGAUGACUCUCACCUUGCAAAAGACCAGACUGAGCCAAGUGACAGCGGUACGACACAAGUCUCUGGGCGUACCAGCAGCCACUCUUCUGGUGAUUUCCGCAUCCGCAAGUCGUCCAGCUCCCGUGGGUCCAGGUUAGCACGCCGGCUUUCUGAAGAUCUCUUCACCUCCCCGCAGAAAACUAAUCAAUCUAUCCCCAGUCAGCCAGACCAAGUCAAAAACACGGACUCUCCCAACCCAACCUCAUCUGCCCCUGAUGUGUCUUCAGAAGUGACUUCGCUUCCGUCCACAGAAGUGACUGAGGCAACUGCAGCGCAACAGGAAGCGGGGCAGCCAGACCCCCCGAAACGUUUUGGUCUCUUCCGCAGACUGAGAGGAGAGCAGCCCAAAAAAACCAAAGAAAAGGGGACACCCAAAAUGCAAGUCCCCAAAAUCUUGAUUCAGGACUUCAGUGACCAAACGGGGACGGGGAAACCGGUCGAGGAAGAGGAGGAGAAGCUGACCUCCAGGGAGAGGAGGAGGAGGCGGAGGGAGCAAGAAAGGAGGGAGAAAGAGGAGGAGAGGUUGAGGAAGAAGAGAGAGAAAGAGCUGGAGAAGGAGAGGGAGAAAGAGAGGAAGAAACCGCAGACGAGGGGGAAAAGUUUCCAGGUGCAAAAAGAGAAAGGCGGCACUGAUGCACCUCAGCCUGCAAACACUGGCUCACAGACACUUAGACAUUCUGCUUCUUAUGCUGAAUCUUACUUUUGACACACAUAUCUUUGUUAUAGGUCAGGAAGGAAGAGGUUUGGAGCACACGGUCAUAGUUUAAGCUUUUGAUUAGGUGCUAUUCUUCCUGAUGUAUGUAUAUUCCUUACUGUAUGUCAAAAUGUGUCAAAAAGUCACUGCACCUUAUUAAAAGCUUUUAUUAUAACCGUGCGCUCGAGACCUCGUCCCUCCAGAACCCAUCUGUCAUAUCUGAGCAGAGAUUCUCUCAGCCUAAAUCUUUGUUAUACUUGAACCUUUUGACAUGUAAAUAAAAAAACUAAAUGAUGUUUACAUAUUUUGAAAAAUAUGUUUGUUUUAUUUCAAGGAACUUUUUUUUUUCGCUGCAUCUUGAUCACAAACUGAAGACUCAGAACAAAAACAAACAGAAAGCGCUUCAAGUCCAGUUUCACAUAAUCUAAACAUUCACAUUAUAGUCCAAUAAAAAGUUGGAGUACAGUAGCAGUGGCAAUCCUGUUCUGUACUGUAGACUGUGUUACCCAGGUUAAAAAAAAAAAAAAAAAAAAUCCACAG